UUCCCACCAUCACGAUAUCUCCAACUUCCACUCCUUUCUCUCCUUCACACUGACUUUCUGCCUUUGUGUUUUGUGUCCCUGCACAUCAAACCAUUCUCUUUGACUUCUGGCCCCCUGGUUCAAUUCCUUCAUCCUCGGGAGUUUUUCCUAAAUCCCUCCCCCACUAUACUCUCCCCACUUGGUUUCCCCUAAUAUAGGAUUUCAUUCUUUUUCCCCUCUUCUUUUAGUUGAUCGCUUUCCCUCCUGAUCCGUCAGGAGCAUCCUUUUUCUAGCCCAUGUGGAAGCAUCGACCGUCUUCCAGAUCGGAUUCUAAGUCUGGGAGUAUCGAUUCAAGUUCCGAGCGUGGCUUCUUUGGUCGUCCUAAGAAGAGGUCUCCGCCGUUUCUUUCUCGGCCAGAGUCCCCCACUCGCUCGCCAUUUCGGUCCUUGCGCUCAUUCGCUCGCUCAGAACGACCGGAUAGUAGGUUCUCUAAUCACACUGGCACUUCCCGGCCUCGCGCAUCUUCAAUUGUCACUAGUGGUUCCCUGUACCCUGAUCAUCCAGGUUCUGACUGGCAGUCGAAUUCAGUCAAUCAAUCGUCCCAAGCGUCAUUCAAUUCCGGAUCUGGCAGGCCAAUGGCAGGCUUAAUGGAUGUUGACCGCACCCGGUCCCGGAGGGACAGGACUUUUGUGGGCAGUGAGUGCGCUGUUUGUGAAGAACCGCUAGAACAUACCCUGCGGGGCGAGCGUGUUCUACAAUUUUCUUGCACGCACGUAGCGCAUGAAGCCUGUUUCUACGAGUUCAUUCGGGAGUUUGAGGGUCAAUAUUGUCCUACCUGCGACGCACCCUUGGGGUUGGAUACUAGCCGUGGGGGGAAUGUGCUAGACCUCGAGAAACUUAGCAAUAUGGUGCGCUCAGUAACCAGCGAUGCCGCUACGCAACGGAGUGGCACGACUGGGGCUACUGCGCCGUGGGAUCAAAGCACGAACGUGAGCCGUGGCCGGCUACCCAGUGAUGCAGGGAGCAGGCCGUAUAACCGCGAUAGUCGCGAUAUCUACGCCCGACGGGAUAGCCGUGAUACGGGUGACCAUCGUGAACGAAUCGAGCGUCUGACAUCUGGAUCCCGCCAGCAACAUUCUCGGAACGGUAGCGCCGCUGGGUCAUCGGGCGACUACAACGACGCCCAGCAUCCAAACGGAAGACGACAUGACUAUGACCUCCAAGCCAUGGAGUCCGAAUUGAGCCCUCGCGCGGGCUCCACGAAGAACCCUAUCCCAGCCCCAACUAUGACCAUCCGGAGCGAAUUUCCCACCCUCAACCGGUCCCGUCAACAACAGCCUUUGACAUGUCUAAUCACAGUCGAAGUUCCGGAAGGCUGGCAUCCGGACACCGGUGAUCUACCCCACACGUCGUCUGGCACGCCGCAACCUCAGGAUGAGCCUUACAGUAUGAUGAGAUUUCCUGCCCCCCAUGAGUCGCGACCAUCUCCAUACGAACCACAGGAGAAUUUGAACGAGAUCGCAGAGGAACUGAGGACGAAAGUGGACAACUGGCAUGGCCUUGAAUUUCAACGGUUCGGAAAACUUCGCUUGCAUGGGCAAAUGCGGGUGGGUAAAGAUCGCGAGUCCUGGCAAGACCUGCAAUGCUAUCUGUUCGCGGAAAUGCUUAUCUGCAUUAAAGAGAAGAAGGUGCAAGACCAUCACCGGCAAUAUGACGAUAAGUCUCGACACACAAGGUGUACACUCAAAGGCUCGAUUUUGAUAAAAAAGCAUCUCAAACAUAUCGACGCCGAUCCAGAUGAGCCCGUUCUUACUCUGAGUUUGUCCGUCAGCGAACUUCCAUGCUUUUAUCUAAAUUUCCAGAAUCGGAAUCAGUUGGAAAUCUGGCGUCGUGCUCUUCUCGAUCUCCACCAAUUCGAUUCUCUGCCCCGCGGUGCCGACUAUGACCUAGACAACUCAGGAGCAGAGGAGGAAGACUUCCGGAACAGCCAGGUGAAGCGGCAGGCAUCGUUGAACUCUUCAUACGGGGCGGCUCGGUCGAAUAAUACCGCUAUCACCGACUACACGAACGUGGCUCUAGAGAGUUCGCCUAGCCCAUCUUUACACAUCCCUCUUGAUAUUGUAGCAGUGAUUCCAGUGUCGUCCUCUAUGCAGGGUUUAAAAAUUACGCUCCUGCGCGACGCUCUCAAGUUCCUUGUGCAGAACCUUGGCCCGCGAGACCGUAUGGGAUUGGUGACAUUUGGGUCUAGUGGUGGUGGGGUUCCUCUGGUAGGAAUGACAACGAAGUCUUGGGGAGGAUGGGGCAAGAUCUUGAAUUCUAUCCGCCCCGUUGGCCAGAAGAGCCUUCGUGCCGAUGUGGUCGAAGGCGCUAACGUGGCCAUGGACCUACUGAUGCAACGGAAGCUGUCCAACCCUAUCUCCACAAUCCUAUUGAUCAGUGACUCGUCUACCUCUGACCCAGAAAGCGUGGAUUUCGUUGUGUCUCGAGCAGAAGCUGCCAAGGUUAGUAUUCAUUCAUUCGGCCUUGGACUGACCCAUAAGCCGGACACCAUAAUUGAGCUCUCGACUCGGACAAAAGGAUCGUAUCUUUAUGUUAAGGACUGGAUGAUGCUCCGUGAAUGUGUUGCAGGCUGCUUGGGAGCUUUGCAAACAACUUCUCACCAGAAUGUGAAAUUGAAACUCCGUCUUCCAGAAGGUUCCCCGGCGAAAUUUGUGAAAAUUAGCGGAGCUCUUCAUACGACCAAGAGGGCUACUGGCCGCGACGCGGAGGCGGCCCUCGGAGAUCUAAGGUUUGGUGAUAAGCGGGAUAUCUUGGUUCAGCUUGUUAUUCAACCCGACAAUUCUUCCCAUGAAAAUAUGCCCCAAGACCCUUGGGAGAGUCUGGUCUCUGGAUUGGAAGCCCUCGGUGGCGGGUCUGAUGGAGAUGAACAGCGAAUACUUAGCGUUGAGGAGGUCCCAUUGAUCCAAGCAGAUCUUACUUAUGGAGACCUUCUCCGUGAUGGCCAUUUAACGCAUUCGCCGCGGCCAUCGCUUUUGGCGAUUACUAUGCUUCCACCAAACCCCAGGUCUAAACAUUCUAGUCGACCAAUGACACCCCCUAUCCCUCCACAUCCCUCCAUUGUCCAGCGACGCAUGGAGCUCCUUACGUCCGAUAUGUUAACCAGAGCCUUAACUCUGGUAUCGCGUGGCCACCAUGAUCGUGCGCAGCACUUACUGGUUGAGACCCGUAGUAUCCUUAAGGGUCUCGGUAAAGGAAGCCUUCCCCCACUUCCACCUGGCGCUGUUAAGCCUUCAAGUAUCAGUGAUUCUGGCAGCAGAGGUGACACGCCAGCGUCUACCUCUCCUAGGUCUUCUAGCUACAACGACAGUCACUCAAUGGCUUCAGAUACGGCCACGAUUGCGCCAGUUGCCGCGGUUGACAUGCAGACCAUGCAGGCGCUAGAUGGUGACUUACAAGCGGCACUGGAGUGGAUCAAUCAUCCUGCGGUGUUUGGCCGGGAUUCACGCAAGGCUGUGCUACAGGGUAUCGGCGUGAUCUCGUCGCAGCGGGCGUAUACCUUCCGGUCGCCCUCUGAGGCGCACUGGGCCCAGCGGGUGACCGGAGUCCGACGACUGACUGAACGGUCAAAAGAUUGGCGUGAGACCGGCGAUGACGCAUUGACUGAAGAAUAAAUGCAUCGACAUGACUCCCAUUCCUAUUUUCAUUAUUCAAUUCAUGUUUAAUUUCCCCUUGUUUCCUUGUUGAGUGGCUACUAAUAUUCUUCCCCCCCCUCUUGAUUGUUUAUGAUACCACUUUGUUCACCAUGACUGUGCAGCAUGAUACCACGGGUUUGGUUCUUUGUAAUAUUUCUAUCUGAUCUUUCUGGUUAGAUACCUGCGUAUAAAUCAGCUUAUAUUGUUAAUAUUGGACGGUGGACAGGGAUCUGGUUGCAUCUGGAUGAUUUACGCCUUCUUUGCUUGGUUUCUUGUUUGGGCGGUCGUGAGAUGGGGCUCGUUUAAACUAAUUCUAGACGCUACUGUGUAAUUCUUUGUCUCAAGCUCUUUGCGGUAUACUUGAUAAAUAAACUCUCAAAUUCUGGCCAUGAAAUGAUAUUUUUUCCUUAUCGCC
This is a messenger RNA of Aspergillus alliaceus, 4086 nucleotides long. RefSeq names its product vWFA and PH domain-containing RING finger protein. NCBI's taxonomy places the organism in Eukaryota, Fungi, Ascomycota, Eurotiomycetes, Eurotiales, Aspergillaceae. The transcript is spliced from 6 exons. The coding region runs from base 276 to 3650 and encodes 1124 amino acids. The record is from RefSeq and is a predicted model, not a curated record.